AAAAAUUAUUCAAAUUAAUUGGAAGCAGUUUUUUCAAAAUCAUUUUUUUUUUCUUUGUAUUUUUAAUUCAAAAAAUAGAAACCAAAUAUCACAUGAUAUAAACGCGCGUUGAAUCUUUCGAUUUAAAUACAAAAUAACAUUAGAUGAAUCAGUCUUUGAUACAAUUAUUGAGGUUAUUAACAUGAAACUCAAAUUUGUUGUAAAUAAGUAAUAAAUAUUAGAAUAUUGUUAAAAAUUUAUAUUUUUAAUAAAAUAUAUCUUUUGGUACAUUUAAAAUAUUACUAAUUAUAAUGUGAUGAAUGUACAUUAUUAUUACAUAAUGUCAAAUUCUGUUUAUUAAAUGACAUCAAAGAUUAUAUACACAACCUCAACGUGCAGCCAUGAAUAUUAAGGAAUAUGUUUGCAUUGAUAAUGAUAUCAAUAAUCAUUAUAAUGACAAUGUUUAUGGUCUUAUAACUGAAUUGAGUAGACAUAUAUUGCAAACAUAUCGGUCAUUUCAUCGAAAUAUUCAAUUUACUUAUGAUCAUGAUAUCAAAAUAAUUAAACAUCUUCGAAUUAAAGCUUUUGAAAUAUUGUUGAAAAAAGGUCAUCAAUUGAUUUCUAGCCAAGAUUGCAAAGAAUUUCAAAAAAUAGAUCCAUUUUUAGAAGUACAAAAAUAUGCUUUUACAUUAAAACUAGGAUUAAAUCGUUCACAUGAUGCUAUCAUGUUGGAAUAUUUUUUACAAAAACUUGAAGCAUUUUCAUAUGUUGAACUGCCAGUUUCUUCUAUUUUACAGUUAUUAAUACAAUUAAAAAACUUUAACAUUGAUUCAAAACCAAUAAUGAAUAUAUUUUAUGCUGAUAAAAUAAAUCUUACUUUUCCUAAAAUUACACACAAUAAAAAUGAUUCACUAUUUCAAAUAUAUCCCAUGGAAUAUUUCAUAUCCUCAGAUAAAUUUGAAGCAGUAUUGGAAAAAUUUCCAAAUACAAGAAUUGCACCUAAAAAUAUUAUAAAUGAACUUAAUUUCUUAUAUGAUUCAAAGAAAUCAAAAGCCAUUGGAAUUGAAUCUACUGAUAUACUUGUUACAUGUGAUUUUAUGUCUAACCACAUAUUUGAUAAAAUGUCAUCGCAUACAUUAUUAUGUCCAAAUCAACAUCUUACAAUAAGUUCAGAGUUUAAUUUAUAUAUUUUACAAAAUAAUAUGAUUGAAAAUAAAUGUGAAAAUAUAUACAAUUUUCCUUCAGAAAAAGGAACUACAACAAAUUAUUUGUAUCUUCCUUUUAUACAAACAAAUACAGAAGAAACAGAGAGCAUGAUAGAUACAUGGAAAUUUUUUGAUCAGAGUAUUAGUAAUGAAUCAAAUAGUGGUAUAAACAUUUGGAAUUAUAUAUGGAAUGAAAUCAAUAUUAUAAAUACUAUAUCAGCUGAAAAUCAUCAAACAUGGGAAUGUUUUGGAGAAAUAGAAUCUAUUAAAGAAUUGAUGUUUGUAACAGAUAUGUCAAUUGCAGCAAUACAUCUAGAAAAAAUUAAAGAAAUGAAUAAUUUGUCAUUACUUUCAGAAAAGGUAAUGAAUUCUUUGCUUUUUUUGGAAGAAAUUUCAGCUAAAGAAUUUAUACAUGAUAUAAGAUCAAUGUUAGUGGGCAUAGAAUCAAAUUCAUUCAAAUAUGGAGAUGUAAUAGGAUUUACUUUACGAAAGAAUAUUAGUGUGUAUGGUAUAUGUUCAGAAUCAGUAAAAAAAAUUUGUCAAGAAGCUAUUAAUUGGGGUAAUUGUUUUAGAUUCUUAUGGAAUCUUGUUAUACCCAAAUCACAAAAUAUCAAAUUACCACAAGAAGGACUAAUGUUUAAGGCUAUGUGUGCGAACGUAAAAGAAUUAUUACUUUAUUACCAAGCAGUACUAUUAAGAAUUUUUACAAAUGAAAAUAAAUCUGAAGGGAUAUUGAAAAUAUUUGAAAAAGUACGUUCUGUAGCUACAUUAAUUACUAAAGUUGCUAAAGUUUGUGAGUCUUAUAAAGAAAAUCAAUUUACAUUUCGAGGAGGAAAUAAUAUUCUUACUAACAUUUAUAAUGAAGCAAUUAAAGCAACAGAUACUAAGAUUGCUUUAGUAUUCUAUUCAUUAUUAAAAUCUUGCUGUGAAGUUUAUUUUCGAUUUUUACAGAAAUGGAUUUUUGAAGGUAUAUGCGAUGAUAUUUAUGGAGAAUUUAUGAUUAAAACGAGGCCACAAUAUUUACGUAGUAGAAGUCACAAAUUUUGGACGAAAAGUUUUAGCAUUUACAAUGAUGCAGUACCAGUUUUUUUAAAUGAUUUAGCUGAAUCGAUCCUUCAAUGUGGAAAAACAGUAAGACUUUUAAGAAUUUGUGAUUCCAAAAAUCCAAUUUGUCGUGUUUGUAUAACUGAGCAACCAGAUAUAAAUGUUUGUUUAAGCGUAAUUGCAUUACGUGAUCAAUCUUUAAGAUAUCACGAAUAUGAAAAAAAAGGUAAAUUUGCUCUUGGUUCGAUAGUUUCUCUUUCUACGGCUAUUCUAAAUCAAAAACAAUUAGAAAAAGGAAUAUCAAAAGUAAUUGUACAAACAGAACGUAAUGCACUAUUAAAAGUUCACGAAGAGACGAAAAAACAGGAAGAUACAACAAAAACAUUAACACAAACGAAAGAUUACACAGAUUUGGCAAAUCCUCAAGGACAAAUAUUUAUAAGUAAUUUACAGCAAAAAAAAAAAAAAGAAAGUGAAUCCAAUAAAUUGCUUUUACAAAUAGAACAUAAUAAAGAAGAAAAUACAAUAAAAACAAUGGUUUGGAAUUAUUAUGAAAAUGUAACUAAUGAUAUUAAUAAACGACGUAUUCGUUCACAAUGGCGAAUUAAAAGAAUGAAAUUUUAUAAUAAGAGAGUAGAUAUAUUAAAUACAAUAAAUCAAGAUUUAAGAAACGAAUUAGAAAAAACUGAGAAACUUGAACAUGUAAUAACUUCAGAUUCUUUAAUUGAAAUUCCAAUUCCAUUUGAAGAUGAAAAUAAAAAUUAUACAAAUACAUCUUUUCAACAAUCAUAUGCAAUAUCAACACCAAAUAUUACAAUUGAUCAAAAUCAAGAUUCAAUACAAAAUCAAUAUUUACUUGCGAAUUACAAACAUAAAAAAACAAUAAGCAAUAAUAAUGAAAAAUAUAAAUUUCAUAAUUUUGAUGAACUGAAAAUAUUAAAUAAAAAAACAAUUUCGGAAAUUUCAUCAAAUAAAAAUAGAACAAAUGAACAAAUAGAUGAAAUUUUAGAGCAAUUAUCAACUCAUUGCACACAUCAUUCAACAAUAAGAAGACCUAAUCUUUUGAAUGUUAUAAAAUUAGAUAACGCGAUAACAGAAUCUCAAAUUAGUAACAUACAUUGUAAUAAUAUGACACCAAAUAAUAAUGAACUUGAUAUACAACAAAUUGAAUUUAGUUCUGCUACAAAUGAAAUAAAUAGAAAGACCAUUAAUUUUACUGAAAGCAUAACAAAUCAAGGAAAUAGUAACUUAGAAACACCAAUGUCUUGUACAACAGAUAAUUUUACUAUUUCAUCAGUACAAAGUCCCAUUUCACUGUAUAAUUUAGAAGAUUCAUCACCUACGGAAAUUUCAUCAAUAAUACCAUCAAGUUGUGCUUAUUCAAUAACUAAAUCAACUCUUUCUGUAAAAAAACAUUCAGAUCUAUUUGAAUUAAUUCGUAAUGAAAAAUAUAAUAAAAUAUCAUCGGUAAUAACUCCCUUGAGUAUUACCGAUGUUGAAAUAAUUGAUCAUAUUUCUCUUCAAGCUUACUUAGAAAAGUCGAUUCGUAUUCCUCUUAACAUACAAAGUCGUCUCGUUAGCAAUGCUAUUAUUAAAUAUUUUUUAAAUGAAAACAAUUUGCUUUUACAUUUGCAUAGUUUACGAAGCUAUUUUUUUUUGCUAAAUGGAGAAUUUGCAAAGACCUUAACAGAUUCAUUAUAUGCACGUUUAUAUGAAAUCUCUGUACCCAUUGAAUUAUUUAAUUCAGUUACAUUGACUAAUCUUCUAGAACGAGCACUUGUUAAUUCAUUUAACAAUGUUUAUGUUAAUUCAGAACUUCUCAGUCUUUCGGCAAUAGACACACCAGCUCAGUUAGAAAUAUCAGAUCCAGCUGCUUUAGAUUGUCUUUCUCUCAAUUAUAAAAUAAAUUGGCCACUUAAUAUUAUAAUUGAUGAAACAGUCAUGAAACAAUAUGGUAAAGUAUUUAAAUUUUUAAUAACAAGUGGUCGAGUUUCAUGGGUAUUACAAGAAGAUUUUAAUAUUAUGAAAAGAGAAAAAAAAGCAAUUACAUCAGAACAAUAUCAUAAAUUACAAUUAUAUAGACAUUCAAUGACACAAUUUAUGAAUGCAUUGCACAAUUAUUUAACAUGUAGUGUUUUGCAUGCAAGUUGGGCUGAAUUUGAAAAAGAUUUAGAACAUUCAUUAACUGUAGACCAAAUUUAUUUAUCACAUGUAAAUUAUAUAAAACGAAUACUUUCAAGAUGUAUGCUCAAUAGUCGAGAAGAAAAAGUACGUAUAUGUUUAACUAAUAUAUUUAAAGUCAUUUUAAAAUUUCAUAAUAGAAUAAGAUCUCAAACCUGGAUAAUGAAAUCUACGGGAUAUAUUCAUCCUAAUUUUAAAAAACUGGAACAAAUGUAUCAAGCAUUCUGCGAGUUGCGAGCAUAUAUGUCACAUGUUGCGUUUAAAUUAGCUACAAGUGGAUAUGAACCACAUUUAAUGCAUUUUUUAAAUGCUCUUAAUAUAAACCAAAUGUAUGACUUAACUGUUAAGACUUAUUGUAACUCUGUAACCUCUUCAGAACUUUAAUAUUUAUCAUAUGUCUGUUCCUUUUCUUCUAUACUAAUCUCAAAAUCUAUGAAAUGUAUCAAACAUUCUACGAUUAUAUAUGUCAUAUGUUGUGUUUAAAUUAGUUACAAGUGGAUAUGAACUAUAUUUAAUGCAUUUCCUAAAUAUAUUCCUCUUAAUAUAAACGAAAUGUAUGAUUUAACUGUUAAGACUUAUUGUAAUUCUGUAUAUUCUUCAAAACAUUAAUAUUUAUCAUAUAUCUGUUUCUUUUCUUUCAUAUUAAUCUUAAAAUCUAUUACACUAUUAAUAUCAUCAAUUACAAAUUAUGUGCUCUUUUGUUUCUGAUUUUUGCAAAACUAUUGUAUAUAUGAAUAAAAAAUUUAGUCAAUAAUUUUCUCAUGUUAUAAAUCUUUCAUAACAAUAUAAUUUUAUAACAUAAUAUAAAUUAUUAAAUCUUUCUAAUAAAAAUAUUAAAUAUAUCAUUUUU
Messenger RNA from Apis laboriosa (Himalayan honeybee), 5259 nucleotides. RefSeq names its product gamma-tubulin complex component 6 (gene Grip163). The transcript is spliced from 16 exons. Gene Ontology annotation, molecular function: gamma-tubulin binding; microtubule minus-end binding. The record is from RefSeq and is a predicted model, not a curated record. Gene Ontology annotation, cellular component: gamma-tubulin complex; equatorial microtubule organizing center; centrosome. NCBI's taxonomy places the organism in Eukaryota, Metazoa, Arthropoda, Insecta, Hymenoptera, Apidae. Gene Ontology annotation, biological process: microtubule nucleation; meiotic cell cycle; cytoplasmic microtubule organization. The coding region runs from base 381 to 4793 and encodes 1470 amino acids.